AUGGCCGCCUCUUGCGAGAUCCUGGCCAUGAGCAUUCUGCCCUCGGCCAUCUCCAUCUUCGCCACCCAAUGCUUGAUCCGACAAGGGCCGAUUGGUCUCAUCCUGGUGCAGGCCACUUCCUGCUUCUGCGCCGGCCUGGUCUUCUGGUUAGGAUAUGCCUCUUCGCCCCCGGCUUGGACACUCGAGACCGAGGCUCCGCGGAAGGCGCCGCCGAAGCUGCCGAUUUCCUCCUCACUCAGCAGGCUGGAUCUCAGCCAG
This is a messenger RNA of Symbiodinium sp. CCMP2592, 258 nucleotides long. NCBI's taxonomy places the organism in Eukaryota, Dinophyceae, Suessiales, Symbiodiniaceae. The record is from the annotation of a GenBank genome assembly.